Molecule: messenger RNA, 519 nt
Organism: Sphenostylis stenocarpa
Lineage: Eukaryota; Viridiplantae; Streptophyta; Magnoliopsida; Fabales; Fabaceae
Source: the annotation of a GenBank genome assembly
AUGGAUGAAGCUGAGGCUAAGGCUAUAGAGGAUGGAGAACAAGGAAGGGCUAAGGUUGUCAAGGCUAAACUUCCAGUAGGUGAGGAAGAACGGGUGGAGAUGUACAAGGAUGAAAUCAAUAAAGUCGAGAGUGGAAUUGCAGAUUUGAAUCAGAAUUGGAAUUGGAAAUCAGAAUUGGAAUUAAAGAGGUGCGCCCGCACCUCUGCCCAACAAACAGCUCCACGCUGCCGUUGCCGCCGCCAUCGCCAGCCCCCCGCUUUCCUCCUUAACACCCUUCUUCACCUGCUUCUAUCCCUUCAACGUGCACAAACUGUUCCAUUUCUUCCUCCAAUUGCAAGAACACACUCUCCGCUGGACAGGGUCACACUAACUUGCAUCCUCAGCGCGUGUUUUGAGGAUGACAACCUCCUGCCUCAGUCUUUUGAGUCAACAGGUGGGAACAUAAGGCUUGUUGAGACUGGGGCCAAUAUCGGGUUGUGGGCUUGGUGGAUAUUGGCAAAUGCAUGUGCUAUUCAAUGA